Messenger RNA from Delphinapterus leucas (beluga whale), 1453 nucleotides. It is a transcript of the gene UNC50, whose product is annotated as unc-50 inner nuclear membrane RNA binding protein. NCBI's taxonomy places the organism in Eukaryota, Metazoa, Chordata, Mammalia, Artiodactyla, Monodontidae. Gene Ontology annotation, cellular component: Golgi membrane. The record is from RefSeq and is a predicted model, not a curated record.
CACCGCCCCGCGCCCCCAGCGCCGACGACGUUGUUGGGAGGGAAGUUGGCCCCGCGGCAGCUGGGCUCGGCAGCUGUGCGGCGGUGGCGGGUCAGUUUGGAGCCGGUGGAGGCCGCCGCGGGGCUCCAGGAAGAUGUUACCGAGUACUUCAGUGAAUUCCCCAGUGCAGGGGAACGGGGUAUUGAGUUCCAGGGAUGCGGCCAGACACACAGCUGGAGCAAAACGCUACAAAUACCUGAGGAGGCUUUUUCGUUUCCGGCAGAUGGACUUUGAGUUUGCUGCCUGGCAGAUGCUCUACCUGUUCACUUCCCCACAGAGAGUUUAUAGAAACUUUCAUUACCGGAAGCAGACAAAGGAUCAGUGGGCCAGAGAUGACCCUGCUUUCUUGGUCCUGUUAAGUCUCUGGCUCUGUGUGUCCACUAUAGGAUUUGGCUUUGUGCUGGACAUGGGAUUUUUUGAGACGAUAAAGCUGCUCCUUUGGGUUGUAUUCAUAGACUGUGUAGGCGUCGGCCUUCUCAUAUCAACCUUAAUGUGGUUUAUCUCUAACAAGUAUUUAGUGAAACGGCAGAGCAGAGACUAUGAUGUGGAGUGGGGCUAUGCCUUCGAUGUGCAUCUGAACGCUUUUUACCCUCUCCUCGUCAUUCUGCAUUUUAUCCAGCUUUUUUUCAUCAACCAUGUCAUCCUAACGGACACAUUUAUUGGAUAUUUAGUUGGAAAUACCUUAUGGUUGGUUGCAGUUGGCUACUACAUCUACGUAACUUUCCUAGGAUACAGUGCACUGCCGUUUCUGAAAAACACAGUGAUUCUUCUUUACCCGUUUGCACCUCUCAUCCUGCUCUACGGACUGUCACUAGCGCUGGGCUGGAACUUCACCCACACACUGUGCUCCUUCUACAAGUACAGAGUGAAGUGAAACAGGGAGCCUCUUACAUCUUAGGUGCGUCAACAGUAUUGGUGAGGUGAUUUCUUGUGAAACUUGUAAAUAAACUAUCAUUGUAGAUAUCUUAAAGAUGUAAAGUUUGCAAAUUUGAAGAAAUAUAUAUGCUAACACCGUUAUCUAGUACGUUCCUUAAAACUAAUUAAAUGUACGUUUCUAUAAUAAAUAUUUUUUAAACUAAAGCAUGUAUUUUAUUCUGCACAGAGAAUAUAUGCAAAGUACUAAGGGCAUGCGGAAAAGAGAAAGGUAAAACUUUUUAAUAUGAAUUAUUUUUGAAAGUAUCCAUUUGGAGAACAUGGUAAUGUUUCCCCUUCUCCCCUCCCCCACUGUUACUGACAAGGUACAAAGUCCAGCCCCAUUUCUAAUGGGCUGCAUUUUAAACUUUUAUAUAAGUCACAGGAUCCUAGUGUAACCUUCAAAAGCCUCUACUUGUAAUUCAAAUAGGAAUCACUGUACUACAGGCUCCAAAUAUCAUUAACAGCCAUUGUUCAUGCAAAAAAAAAAAAAAAAAAUUAC